AUGGCACGACGGGGAUGCGGAGUAUUGCUGGAGCGCCUGGUCGUCUUUAUUGUUUCGUUGGCUCUCACUAUGAAUUCUUCUUCCGCACAGCUGCGAUACUCUAUUCCCGAAGAGCUAACGGUGGGUUCUGUUGUUGGAAAUAUCGCUAAAGAUUUAGGGAUGGAUCACAGUGCUUUGCAUGCUAGAGGAUUUCGCAUCGUUUCUGAAUCGACUGAACCCCUGUUUCAACUCAACAGCAACGGCAUAGUACACGUUAACAGAAAAAUAGACCGAGAAGAGGUGUGUGAACGGAUAACCACCUGUAUUCUCAACAUAAAAACUGUGCUGGAGAAUCCCUUAGAGGUCCACUACGUCGGCAUUGAGGUUUUAGAUGUAAAUGACCACUCUCCCACCUUCACGGACAACCAGACGCAUUUAGAGAUAUCCGAAUCUGCUUUACCUGGGGCGCGAUUUCAGCUACAAGGCGCCCGAUCAAACUUAUGGAGCUAUUUUGGGAUGUAUUUGUGCCUUUUUCUACUGGAUGUUUACUGGCAGACUGUGGCUGGGCAGCUCUCAUAUUCAAUCUCAGAGGAGGUAAACCCGGGGACUCCUGUUGGGAAUAUCGCUAAGGAUCUAAACCUGAAUUCACAAGAGUUGGAAUCUCGUAUGUUUCAAAUCGUUACUGGAUCAAAGAGAAAAUUUUUCGAGGUAAAUCUAAAGACUGGUGUUCUGUAUGUCAGUGAGAGAAUAGACAGAGAGGAGCUCUGCUCGGAGGAACUAAAAUGUCCAGUAAGUGUAGAAGCCAUAAUAAAUAACCCAUUGAAGCUUUAUCGUAUUGAUGUAGAGAUCUUAGAUGUAAACGACAAUGCUCCUUUGUUUACAACCAAACUGCAAAAUUUAUAUAUUGCAGAGAGCACAUUGCCUGGAGUGAAAUUUGAAUUAUCCGAAGCAACUGAUGCGGAUAUGGGGAAAAACGGAGUAAGCACUUACAAAUUAAGCCAAAAUGAAAAAUUUUCGUUGGCCGUGCACAAAGCAGGUGACCGUGUGUCUGCUGAGUUGGUGCUGCAGAAAGCCUUAGACCGAGAAAAGCAGGCAGUCAUCACUAUGACACUGACAGCUGUAGAUGGAGGGACCCCACCGAAAUCCGGCACCUCGCAACUCGUUAUUAAUGUAUUAGACAAUAAUGAUAAUAUUCCGAUCUUUAGUGAAUCCUUGUAUAAAACAAAAAUUCCAGAAAACAUUCCACUGGGGUUAAAGGUAAUCACAGUGAACGCCACUGAUGCAGAUGAGGGUUUAAACAGUGACAUUGUAUAUUCGCUGAGAAGCAAAGACCAAGAUCACGUACUUGAUAUAUUUGAAAUUGAACCUCAGACUGGUGUCAUUAAGGUCAAAGGGAAAAUAGACUUUGAAGAGAGGAGGGCUUUUGAGGUACGUGUUGUGGCCAGUGAUAAAGGGCAUCCUCCGAUGUCCGCUCACUGUAAAGUGCUGGUAGAAGUGGUGGACUUAAAUGAUAAUGCUCCUGAGAUCACGGUGACGUCAUUACAUAGGAAGGUAAAAGAGGAUGCUCCUGUAGGCACCGCAGUUGCACUUGUAUCUGUCCUCGAUAAAGACGGUGGAAAAAACGGUGAUGUGGAGAUUCAAAUUAAAAACAAAGCGCCAUUCAAACUCGAAACUAACUACAAAAAUUAUUAUUCGCUGUUAGUUGAUGGACCUCUGGACAGGGAGAAAUUCUCUAUUUACAAUGUCAAUAUAAUCGCUAAUGACAAAGGGAUUCCACCACUUACCAGCACAAGUGUAGUUUCCAUACACGUUUCUGAUGUCAAUGAUAAUGCACCUCUGUUCACGGAGGCUGUAAUUAAUGUUUAUGUGAAUGAGAACAGUCCAGUGGGAGCAGUCAUUAAAAGAGUGACUGCAACUGAUGCAGACAUAGACCAAAAUAGCCAAAUCAGCUAUUCAUUGUUAAAAAUUGGCAAUAACCAGCUGCUGUUAUCUACAAUGAUUAAUAUCAACUCGGAGACAGGAGAUAUAAUCAGCCUGCAGUCUUUUAACUAUGAGGAGUUAAAAACAUUCCAGUUUAAAGUUCAGGCCACAGACUCUGGUGUUCCUCCGCUCAGCAGCAACGUGACUGUCAACGUUUUAAUCCUGGAUCAAAAUGACAACAGUCCCACGAUUCUCACACCAUAUUCUGAGGACGGCUCCGUUAACAGUGAGAACAUCCCCUAUUCUGCCGAAGCGGGAUACUUUGUGGCAAAGAUCAGGGCUCUCCUCCUAGAUUUAGAUGAUGGUGACGAUGAUGCUUUGCAAGGCUUUGUUACAAGAGGGGCAGUAUGA
Molecule: messenger RNA, 2310 nt
Organism: Pundamilia nyererei
Lineage: Eukaryota; Metazoa; Chordata; Actinopteri; Cichliformes; Cichlidae
Product: protocadherin alpha-9-like
Exons: 4
Coding region: 1-2310 (769 amino acids)
Biological process (GO): homophilic cell-cell adhesion
Cellular component (GO): plasma membrane
Molecular function (GO): calcium ion binding
Source: RefSeq, a predicted model, not a curated record